Messenger RNA from Triplophysa rosa, 3536 nucleotides. RefSeq names its product SWI/SNF related, matrix associated, actin dependent regulator of chromatin, subfamily a-like 1 (gene smarcal1). The transcript is spliced from 17 exons. Gene Ontology annotation, cellular component: nuclear replication fork. Gene Ontology annotation, biological process: replication fork processing; DNA repair. Bases 1069 to 3501 code for a protein of 810 amino acids. The record is from RefSeq and is a predicted model, not a curated record. NCBI's taxonomy places the organism in Eukaryota, Metazoa, Chordata, Actinopteri, Cypriniformes, Nemacheilidae. Gene Ontology annotation, molecular function: ATP binding; ATP-dependent chromatin remodeler activity.
CACUUUGAGAUUUUAAAGACUUUAAAUGAUUUUUUGAGAUGUAAAGUUCUUAAUAAAUAAAAUGUAUUAUUAUUAUAUAUGUAUGUAAAUGUUCUAGGUUAAUUUAAACCAACGACUAGGAGGGGAAUUGUUAAGCUCUUUCGAGUCAUGAAAAAAAACACUUUGGCAAUAACAACUGCAAACGUUUAAGACACCUUUGCAACCGCGUAGCACCCUCUGACGUAUAUAGACUUUAUUAAUAACUAACAUUUAAUUAAUCAACUUUUCAGUUUAUAUAAGGCACCAUGUGGCUGUGAAUAUUACAUAAUCAUACAUACUAAUAGCUGUUGUGAACUCAAUAACCCCAUUGGUACAAUGUAAAUGUGUACAAAUGUUUUGACAAUAUUAUUGCUUUUUUGCUGAUGUAUAUUUCAUUUAUUGCUUCACAACUGUUUUAUGGUUUCAUUUUUGCUGAAACUUAUGUAAUAUUCAGUUUAAUGGCAGGCAGGCAGGCACUGACGUGUGUAAUGAGAUGUAUGACUUUAAUACACUUUCAUAAAUAAAACAAGACCGACAUCUGCUAUAAAGUCUUGCUUUAUGACAUAGACGCGUAUAACUCUCUAAGAACAAAUGAACAAUAUCAUUACAUUACAACAGGCUUGUUAAUCCUAGAUCCCGCCUUACUGUCACAUCCCGUCUUCCCAUUGGAGAAUGUUAACGUCAAUCACAUUACAUCAAGCACAUACGUCUUGUCGUCACGUCCUGUUGCGCGCCGCGUCAUUUGAAGUUGUCGCAAAGUUAAGCUCGCUAACCAAUAUACUUUAUUUAGAUUGUCACCCGUUUGUUUUGAAUUCACAUGAUAAUGUAAUAAUCGAUUGAAUGAAAUACCUUAGUUACGCUUUAUUUUGAUGCGAUCGGCUGCUGUGGAUAUCAACGAUAGCAACAGAAUCGAAGCUGACUGUACAGAGCUAAUGUGAUAUAACAUGCAGUGUAGUUCAUGUAUGAGAGGUCACAUGUUCUCUGCUGCUGUAAAUGUGUCUAAUUGAAAUGAUAAGUUUGUAAGGGGUUUGAGUUGUAAGAAGUGCAGUAAUGUCUGUGAGUUUGACUCCAGAGCAGCAGAGACUCAUUGAAGAGAAUAGACGGAGAGCUCUAGCCAGAAGAGCUGAGAGACUCGCGCAGGGUAACACACCUCAUCUGCCGCCCGGAUCUGCUCCAAAUAACCCCCCACAACCACAGUCUGUGUCCUACAGUAGCGCAGCAAAGACAAAGCAGGUGUUUACAUCCGAUCGGACACAUCCAUGUGCAGCCGUGAAGGAUCAAAAGCAGCUGAUUGACAGUAAGGGUUCUUUUGUACCUCCGGCGCCCAAAACUGCCUCUGCGUCCUGCAGCUUUUAUGGACAGACGGUCAAAGCACCGACAGGAGAGAAGAGGGCAUCUAAAGCCCCUGAAACGGGCGCAGAUGUUCCUGCUAAGAAACCUCUGGUGUGUGUUAAAGGAAGAUGUGUGUCACAUUCAGACCAUCGGUUCAGAGUGGAGGUCGGUUAUUACGCCGAUCUCAUUACCGUGUUUAAAAGCAUUCCUUCCAAGAAUUAUGAUCCUGCAACAAAGAUGUGGAACUUCAGUCUUGAGCACUAUCAGAUGCUGAUGGAUCAGGCUGCUGGUUUCCCCUCCGUCUCUCUGAAACCUCUGGAUGGGAUGGAAGGGCUCAACAUUUCAGCGUCCAGCAGUCGACCCAAAGACGGAGCCGCGAUGGCGGCUUUGAUGAGACUCUGUCAGGGCUGGCAGAAACCAGGUGCCACCAUCCAGGGGAAGUGUGUUCUGGUGUCUCGCUCUCGAAUGGAGGUGGAUAUCGGAUACCAGGCUGAUGUCAUUGGAAUCUUCAAGCAGAUGCCAUCCAAAUGUUACGACAUGAAGAGCAGAAAGUGGAGUUUCUUGCUGGAGGACUAUGGAAAACUCGUGACUUCACUCAGCAAGCUGUCAGCGGUGGAGAUUGAACCUUUACCUCUGGCUGUGAUCCAGUCCUUCUCCUCUCAGUUUGAGGAGAGCGAGUCCAGACCUGCUCCUCCUCCUGAGGCCGAUCUCUCCGGCGUAGAUCCAGAGCUCACGCGCAGCCUCAUGCCGUUCCAGAGAGAUGGAGUCAAUUUCGCAGUGUCCAGAGAUGGCCGUCUGCUGUUGGCUGAUGACAUGGGUUUGGGUAAAACAGUCCAGGCCAUCUGUAUCGCCGCAUACUACAGGAGGGAGUGGCCGUUGCUUGUGGUCGCCCCGUCCUCAGUGCGCUUCACAUGGGCCGAGGCUUUCCGCCGAUGGCUGCCGUCCGUGAGCGCUGACAGUAUUAAUGUGGUGGUUAAAGGCAAAGACAGCCUCCGCUCGGGUCUCAUCAGCAUCGUCAGCUACGAUCUGCUCAGUAAGAUGGACAAACAGCAGCCGUCCAGCCCGUUCAAUGUCAUCAUUAUGGACGAGUCUCACUUUCUGAAGAACGUGAAGACGGCUCGCUGCAGGGCGGCUCUUCCUCUGCUGAAGGCUGCUAAGAGAGUGAUCCUGCUGUCAGGAACGCCGGCCAUGUCCCGACCCGCCGAGCUCUACACUCAGAUUCAGGCUGUGAGACCGUCUCUCUUCCCACGCUUCCAUGACUUUGGGACACGUUACUGUGAUGCCAAGCAGCUUCAGUGGGGGUGGGAUUAUUCCGGCUCCUGUAACCUGAUCGAACUGAAGCUUUUUCUGGAGGAGUCCAUCAUGCUCAGACGUCUGAAGUCAGAGGUGCUCUCGCAGCUCCCCGCCAAGCAACGCAAGGUGGUUACCGUGACGACAGACGGCAUCAACUCCCGCACCAAAGCCGCCCUUAACGCCGCUGCCAAAGAGCUCGCCAAAGGAUGCCGCAAUAAAAUUCAAGAGAAAGAUGCUCUUCUGGUCUUCUUCAACCACACCGCAGAGGCCAAAAUCAAAGCCAUCAUGGAAUAUAUUUCGGACACGUUGGAGUGCGGACGAGAGAAGUUUCUGGUCUUUGCUCAUCACAAGCUGGUGCUGGACAGCGUGACCAAAGAGCUCGGCGAGAAGGGAAUCAGUUAUAUUCGGAUCGACGGAUCGACGCCGUCUGAACAGCGACAGCAGCUGUGUGAUAGGUUUCAGUUUAGCACACAGAGUUGUGUGGCUGUUCUCUCCAUCACCGCCGCUAACAUGGGCCUGACGCUGCACGCCGCUGAUCUCGUGGUGUUCGCUGAGCUCUUCUGGAACCCCGGAGUGUUGAUUCAAGCUGAAGAUCGUGUGCACAGGAUUGGUCAAACCAGUAAUGUGGACAUUCAUUACCUGGUGGCUAAAGGCACUGCAGACGACUACCUGUGGCCAAUGAUUCAAAAUAAAAUGAAUGUUUUAGAGCAGGUGGGCUUGUCUGAAUCCAAUAUUUCGGAGAAAGCUGAAUCUGCCAGUUUCCACAGUAAGGACCCUCAACAGUUGACCAUCACUGAGAUGUUCCAGAGGUCUUUUGAUGAAGACGAGAUGCUUGCAUUAAUCGAUGAAGAUCAGUAAGAACACCGGUUCAAUAAAAAACAGUUCACUUAAAA